Molecule: messenger RNA, 945 nt
Organism: Odocoileus virginianus texanus
Lineage: Eukaryota; Metazoa; Chordata; Mammalia; Artiodactyla; Cervidae
Product: olfactory receptor 6N1-like
Biological process (GO): detection of chemical stimulus involved in sensory perception of smell; G protein-coupled receptor signaling pathway
Cellular component (GO): plasma membrane
Molecular function (GO): olfactory receptor activity; G protein-coupled receptor activity
Source: RefSeq, a predicted model, not a curated record
AUGGACCUUGUCAAUCACACAUGGACCCAGGUUUUUCUCCUUGCUGGUUUCACUACCACUGGGGCCCUGCGACCUCUUGCUUUCCUGGGGACACUGUGUAUCUAUCUCCUCACCCUGGCAGGGAACUUGUUCAUCAUUGUCCUGGUUCAGGCAGACUCGAGACUGUGCACACCCAUGUACUUCUUCAUCAGCGUCCUCUCCUUCUUGGAACUCUGGUAUGUCAGCACCACAGUGCCCACGCUGCUGCACACCUUGCUUCACGGGCGUUCACCCAUCUCACCCACUGUGUGCCUUGUCCAGCUCUACGUCUUCCAUUCACUGGGCAUGACUGAGUGCUACCUGUUGGGCGUCAUGGCACUGGACCGCUACCUUGCCAUCUGUCGCCCCCUCCACUACCAUGCUCUCAUGAGCAGACGGGUACAGUUAUGGCUGGCAGGGGCCACUUGGGUGGCUGGCUUCUCAGCUGCACUUGUACCAGCAAGCCUCACAGCCACUCUGCCCUUCUGUUUAAAAGAGGUGGCUCAUUACUUCUGUGACCUGGCACCACUAAUGAGGUUGGUGUGUGUGGACACAAGGUGGCAUAAUGGGGUCCAUGGGGCAGUGAUUGGUGUGGCCACAGGGUGCAAUCUUGUGCUCAUUUUAGGACUGUAUGGGGGUAUCCUGAGAGCUGUGCUGAAGCUGCCCUCAGCUGCCAGCCGAGCCAAGGCCUUUUCCACCUGCUCCUCCCACAUAACUGUUGUGGUGCUUUUUUAUGCUUCUGCCUUCACAGUUUAUGUGGGCUCACCUGGGGGUCGCCCUGAGGGCACAGACAAGCGUAUUGCCUUAGUGUAUGCCCUUCUUACUCCCUUUCUCAAUCCUAUCAUCUAUACGCUUCGAAACAAGGAGGUGAAGGAGGCUAUGAAAAGGGUCAGGGUCAGGAUACGGACCAUGUUGAAGGAAGCUUGA